Messenger RNA from Ananas comosus (pineapple), 652 nucleotides. RefSeq names its product cellular nucleic acid-binding protein-like. The record is from RefSeq and is a predicted model, not a curated record. The transcript has a single exon. NCBI's taxonomy places the organism in Eukaryota, Viridiplantae, Streptophyta, Magnoliopsida, Poales, Bromeliaceae. The annotation marks the transcript as partial. Gene Ontology annotation, molecular function: nucleic acid binding; zinc ion binding.
AUGAUACUCGAUGCGGCAGCUGGGGAAGUAAGACAGGAACGCAAGGCGUUCAAGGAGAGUGGAGUGAAGAAACGGCCUCGUGGUGGUUGGGGGAAACAAUCUAGUUCCAAAAAAGCCCCGAAGUAUCAAAAGGGGCGGUCCAUUAGACAAGGACCUAUGCGGUGCGUGAUCUGCGGUGGAGAACAUCACGCGGGGAAUUGUAGGGAUCGGGCGGGGCGGUGCUUCAAGUGUGGUCGAGCGGGACAUAUGGCCCGUCAGUGCGCGGAAGGAGUGCCACCUGCCCCGUCAGUUGCAUCUGCCCCAGAGAUUCAGCGACAGUUUGGUGGAGUCCCGUCUGCUACCGCCGUAUCUGCGGGGUGUGUGAUUUGUGGAGGAUCCCACCAGGCGCGGCGGUGUGUGCUGCGAAAAGGAAGGUGUUUUCGUUGCGGGCAGUCUGGCCACGUGAAACAUGGUUGCCCCUUGGACGAUGGACGACUCCUGCCGACAGCGUCGACAUUCACCUCUUCGGGACAGAUGGUGGAUGUGCAGCCUGUGGCACAGUCUGGAGGGCUGGGGGUGGUUGAGCAGCCGGAGGAUUCACAGGAGGCGCUAAGCGGCCCUGGAUACGCGGCUCAAGUCGAGGAACCUGCUGCUGUUGGUGAUGUCACCGCAG